AUGUUCAGCUUCGCCUCCAUCGCACUGCAUCAUGAGCCAUCUGACCCACCACGAGCGCACCAUGGACAGCUGGACGGAAAGAGACGUGUCAAUGCUAGCCAUGGUUCAAGAUCGCAUCCGGCACCUGUCACCGCUGUCACGCGGCUGAUUAUUCGCAACGACCCCCAUGCUGCGUCCAAGUACAUUGCAGACUAUAUCAUUGAACGUAUCAAAACAUUCAAUCCCACAGCUGAACGACCGUUCGUACUUGGCUUGCCCACCGGCAGCAGCCCAGUGCUCAUCUACCAGCAUCUCGUUCAACGCCAUAAAGCUGGCGAGAUCUCUUUUCGCAAUGUGGUCACCUUCAAUAUGGACGAGUAUGUUGGGAUCCCACGGGACCACCCUGAGAGCUACCACAGCUUCAUGUACAAGCACUUCUUCUCUCAUGUGGACGUGAAGCCGGACAACAUCAAUAUCCUCAAUGGCAAUGCUCCCGACCUCGAGCUUGAAUGCCACAAAUACGAGGAGAAGAUCGAGGCGGUCGGUGGCAUCGAGCUGUUUCUGGGCGGCAUCGGGCCCGAUGGCCACAUCGCCUUCAAUGAACCGGGUUCCAGCCUCAAGUCUCGCACACGUGUAAAGACUCUUGCGUACGAUACCAUUCUUGCCAACUCACGGUUCUUCGGUAACAACCUGGAUCAAGUGCCCAGGAUGGCACUGACAGUCGGAGUCCAGACGGUGCUGGAUGCGCGUGAAGUUGUCAUCAUCAUUACCGGGGCACACAAAGCAUUGGCUCUACAGAGAUGCAUCGAAGGCGGUGUAAACCACAUGUGGACUCUUUCCAGCCUCCAAUCCCACCCACACCCAAUGAUUGUCGUCGAUGAAGAUGCCACGCUAGAGCUGCAGGUCAAGACAGUCAAGUACUUUAAGAGCAUCGAGAUGGUAGCCACUGAGCUCGGGUUUCGCCAGAAGCUGCCGCGAAAACGGGAUUCACUUGUCGACGAGGGUGCCUUGCUUGUUCCCGCACGGAACCAAGCCAACGGGCUCAGCUUGACUGUACCACAACAAGACAUAUCGCGCUCCGCAAGUCCAGUGUUUGAGCCAAUGAGUGCCCGCCUCGACGACGAGGAUGCUGAGGCUAAGGUGAUGCAGUCCUGGGAUGCCGUUGAGGAUCAGCCCUCCGUUCGCAUGAGCGCUCGCGUUGCCGGUUGAAUGUAUCGUCCUCCGCCGCGAAAGCGCCGAUGCGCAGUGAAGGUCACAACAACACUCAUUUUGUGUUUCUAGCUUUAUGCUAGUAAGAUUGUUUGCUGUUAUACUCUUAGCAACUCGAAGGGCGCUCCCUGACCAGGUGAAACAUAUUGAUUCAAGAUCUUCAGUCGUCGUAGAAUGCCAGUUUGGCUUUGUCCCCACCAUGUACAGUACAGGAGUUGAGCUCGCAUGAUAGACAUACUGCUGCAAAGUUGAUGAAUCCAUUCUGUGGUGUACGAUUAUGUAUGGGGCGUUGUCGUGUGGAGCUAUAGGUCUAGUAUAGCAGGCACAUCUGUUAGUAUCUCGAUAGGUACCAUGUUAUUGAACAGCCAAUUAAAC
Messenger RNA from Macroventuria anomochaeta, 1563 nucleotides. Its product is annotated as glucosamine-6-phosphate isomerase. The coding region runs from base 1 to 1188 and encodes 395 amino acids. The transcript has 6 exons. Gene Ontology annotation, biological process: D-glucosamine catabolic process; N-acetylneuraminate catabolic process; carbohydrate metabolic process. Gene Ontology annotation, molecular function: glucosamine-6-phosphate deaminase activity; identical protein binding. NCBI's taxonomy places the organism in Eukaryota, Fungi, Ascomycota, Dothideomycetes, Pleosporales, Didymellaceae. The record is from RefSeq and is a predicted model, not a curated record. Gene Ontology annotation, cellular component: cytoplasm.